AUUUUUAAAAUAAAUACUAAUGCUUUUAUCAUUUAUAAAUGGUUUGGAUGCUAUUUUGUUCUUUAGUCUGUUGUUGGGUUUUAUUAAAAUGAGGUAAAUUUAUUUUGAAGCAUUAUUUUUUAGUGUUCUGCAUCAGACUAUACAUCUUCUGUUCCUAAGGAAGCAUUCGUUUCCUUUAAACUUAGAUGAGAAUCUCGGUUCCCUGAAAAAUUGGAGGACUUCCAAGUAAUAGGAAUCCUCCCUCAUUGGACUACUCCAUUCCCAUUCCAGUUAAUAUUUAGAAUGUAAGCCAUCAGUAUACUGGUGUAACUAGUAAUGUUCAUUUCUGAUUUAUAACAAACUUCCAUUAGCUUCUUGAAAAAUGAUAAGUUGAAUUUUGAAGCCAACCUCUUUCAGAUAAAAAUUGCCUUUAUUAGUAGAUCUGUCAUCUUUGGAAAUGGUUUUCCAUAUUCAUUUAAACAAAAUUGAUUUACUACAAUUUUUAAAGUUCUUUAGCACUUCUAAAAAUGGUUUCCUUUUCAUGUAAAUGUAGAAAUAACUAAAUCAAUACAUUUUGUGAUAAAUAGGAAUAUGAAGUUUUUGUAUAUUUGCUUUACUGCGUGUAAAGCAUGAUGGAUCUUUCUACUCAUAUUAAUGAAUUCUAUGUAUCUGUUGUUGUAGUCCUAGAAAUACUUUUUACACCAUUGCAUGUCUGCUUCUUCUACUUUCCUGUUGCCCAUUUGAAGUGUUAGGUACUCAUAGCAACCUCUUGUGGACCUUUAGUGGACCUUUUUCUCUUCCAUUUUGAAUAAAUUUUGCAGUUUCAUUGUUUUGCCACCAGCCUUUUAGGUUUAUUCUAAGCAAAAUGGGUCAGACUUUUGAAGACCUUAUUUUCUUUUUAGUGUUUAUCUAAAUAUUCUCACAUUUUAUUCAUCCUAAAUUGAAUUCAUUUUAUACCUACGUGUAGUGUUUUAUGUUCAUCACUGCAUUUUUUUUUUUUAAGCCUGUAGUUGGUAACCACAAUUUUCUUGUUAAAGAAUAGAUUUCUAGGACUGGGGAUUUAGCUCAGUGGCACUGCGCCUGCCUCACAAGCACAAAGUCCUGAGUUUGCUCCCCGGUACCGGGAAGAAAAAAAAAAAAUAGAUUUCUAAAAAUCUCAUUUGCAUUUUUUUAUCAUAGUAGCACACAUUACAACUAGAUCACUUUGCACACUAGAAUGUAUUUAAUUAUGGUUUCUGUUAUUAUAUAAAUAUAUUUUAUAGCACAUUCUCACCCCCAGUGUUACAAUAUAAAUACAGAAUUGUAUAACUAGUUAUAAAUGAUGAAUUAAGAAAAAAAUUAUAGCUUUGUUUUCCUGAAAAUUUCAAAGGGAAAGCUAAGUUUUGUAAGAAAAAUAGAGAACUAUAUAAUUUGCUCUAAGUUGAGAACUUAAUGAAAAAAGAUAUUAGAUGAAGGAAGAUAAUGUAUGCUUUUAAAAAUCACGUAUUCACUCAGUAAGAAAUAAGACUAGAUUUUUUUAAAUUAUACACAAAAACUGCAGAUUUGAUACAUCAUACAAAGGAAAGCAUUUAAAUCGAUUUUGUUAUUACUAAUGUUUAAAAUGUGACAUGCUUAAAUUUGAGUGCAAACCAUAUAUGUUUAAUUUCAUUUUGUCUGACUAACAUUUCAAGUAAUUAUAGUUAAUCUCUCACUCCAUUUAAAAAAAAUUCUUUCAUGUUUGCUGUGUUUUUCUUUGCUCUGUUACCACUUUCAACUAACAAAAGAACAUUUCCUUUCCAUUCUUAACAGUGACUAUAGAUUAUUGAAUUUAGAUACAUUCCUAGGUGAAAACUGCCAUAGCAAUUUAAAAUGAUUUUUCCUUUUCUAUAUGUUUUGAUUACUUUGGGGGAGGGGUAAAUAAAUUUAACUUCUGUAAAGCCCCCCCCAUGAGAAAGUUAAUAUUAUGCUACUUUGGUACAAAAUUGGCUAUUGUCAUUUUCCAGGGACCUUUCACUUCUGUGAUUUCUCCUUCCCUCCCCACCAGGAAAGAAUGCCAUACUUAAGUCACACUGCCUCCAAGACAUCUGAUGCUUUGACACUCUUCCUUAGCACAACUCUGCCAAACCCAAAUCCCUUUUGUAAAACCCUUAUGUUGAUGAUCCACAUGGGGCAGCAGGGAUUACAGGUGCCAUGAAUAAAGGGGGGAUUUGAGCCCUGUUAGAGAGGGCUGGUGUUGAGAUGAACUAAUCCUAGUAGAGCAGUGGUUUUGAAUAUAAUUGGGAAUAAAAAUGAAAUUAUAGCAAGGAUAUUCUUUUUGAAAAAGAUAAUACCAAGCACAAAAAGGGGAGGGGAAACUAUUUUCAGUACCUUAAAAGGCCAGUUAAAAAUUGCUUUUUUGUUGGGGACCAGUGUUGAAGCAUCCUGACUCACCCUUGAAGACUCAUAUCUUUUCUAAAUGUUAUCUUUAAUUGAAUUCUGUAAAUUUUCUUUUAAAAUGAUACAGUGGAGCUUCUUAUAUCUAUAGUCUUAUGAUGUUUCUAGGUUGUUUAUUCUUUUGAUGGCUAAUAGCAUGAUAGACUGAGCAGUUUGUGCUUUCUUGAAUUUGGGAGGGUGGGUGCUUGUUUUGUUUUGUUUUAUUUUGAUGAAAUUAUUUAUGCCAACUAAAAUAUGACUGAGGAUUAAGUCUGGCAGGCAACUCUGUAUUUUGUAUUAGACUUCAAAAAUCUUUUCUUCUUCUUCUUCUUUUUUUUUUAAAUCCAGGAGAAUGCUUUAUUUCAACUUUUAGCUGACUAGAUGCUUAACUUAGUAACAAGUUUAGCCCUUGUAACUGGCUAGCUAAAAGCAAAUCGGCUUGUUUCUCAGAUCUUUGGGGGAUAGCAAGAAACAUUUGAGUGAAUGUUGUUGAAGAUUUUCAGUAGUAUAGAAAAUGAUGGCGCUCUUGUGAUAUUUCAAGCAAGGAUUUGGCACAGACAUCCUAUUUCAUGGCUACCAACAGUCUGCAUCUUACGACCUUCUGUCUGCAGUACAAACCAACAGUGAUAGCUUGUGUGUGCAUUCAUUUGGCUUGCAAAUGGUCCAAUUGGGAGAUUCCUGUGUCAACUGAUGGAAAGCAUUGGUGGGAAUAUGUAGAUCCUACAGUUACUCUAGAAUUACUAGAUGAGCUAACACAUGAGUUUCUACAAAUAUUGGAGAAAACGCCUAGUAGGUUGAAGAGGAUUCGAAACUGGAGGGCUGAUCAGCCGGUUAAGAAACCAAAAGUAGACGGACAAGUAACAAAGGCACCACUUCUUGGUUCAUCUUUGGUUCAGAAUUCCAUUUUAGUAGAUAGUGUCACUGGUGUACCAACAAACCCAAGUUUUCAGAAACCAUCUACUUCUGCAUUCCCUGCACCAGUACCUCUAAAUUCAGGAAAUAUUUCUGUUCAGGACAGCCAUACAACUGACAAUUUGUCAAUGCUAGCCACAGGAAUGCCAGGUACCUCAUAUGGUUUGUCAUCACACCAAGAAUGGCCUCAGCAUCAAGAAUCAGCAAGGACAGAACCAAUAUAUUCACAGAAACAGGAGACGUCUUUGUCUGGCACCCAGUACAACAUCAACUUCCAACAGGGACCUUCUAUAUCACUCCAUUCAGGAUUACAUCACAGACCUGACAAAAUUUCUGAUCAUUCUUCUGUUAAGCAAGAAUAUACUCAUAAAGCAGGGAGCAGUAAACACCAUGGGCCAAUUUCUGCUACUCCUGGAGUUAUUCCUCAGAAAAUGUCUUUAGAUAAAUACAGAGAAAAACGUAAGCUAGAAACUCUGGAUGUCGAUGUAAGGGAUCAUUAUAUAGCUGCCCAGGUAGAACAGCAACACAAACACACGCAGUCACAGGCAACAAGCAGCAGUUCUGUAACUUCUCCCAUUAAAAUGAAAAUUCCCAUCACAAAUACUGAAAAACCUGAAAAGUACAUGGCAGAAAAAAAGGAAAAGAGUGGAUCACUGAAAUUACGAAUUCCAUUACCACCCACUGAUAAAGGCACCAGUAAAGAAGAGCUGAAGAUGAAGAUAAAAGUUUCAUCCUCAGAAAGACACAGCUCUUCUGACAAAGGCAGUGGGAAGAGCAAGCAUUCGAGCCCACAUAUUAGCAGAGACCAUAAGGAAAAGCACAAGGAGCACCCUGCAAACCGCCACCACACCAGCAGUCACAAGCAUCCCCAUUUGCACAGUGGUGGCAGCAGCAGUGGCAGUAAACACAAUGCUGAUGGAAUACCACCCACUGUUUUGAGGAGUCCAGUUGGCCUGAGCAGUGAUGGCAUUUCCUCUAGUUCCAGUUCUUCAAGGAAGAAGCUGCAUAUCAAUGAUGCUUCUCACAACCAUCACUCCAAAAUGAGCAAAAGUUCCAAAAGUUCAGGUAGUUCAUCUAGUUCUUCCUCCUCUGUUAAGCAGUAUAUAUCCUCUCACAACUCUGUUUUUAACCAUCCCUUACCCCCUCCUCCCCCUAUCACAUACCAGGUGGGCUACGGACAUCUCAGCACCCUCGUGAAACUGGACAAGAAGCCAGUGGAGACCAACGGACCUGAUGCCAAUCACGAGUACAGUACAAACAGCCAGCAUAUGGACUACAAAGACACAUUCGACAUGCUGGACUCGCUGUUAAGUGCCCAAGGAAUGAAUAUGUAAUCAUUUGUUUAGGUCAAUUUUUCCUUUACUUUUUUAAUUUAAAAAUUGUUAGAAUGGAAAACUUCCUCCUGAUCUAGCAGUGGUAACACUUGCUGUUUCUGCCACUGCUUCAAUAUUUGUAAGUGCUGCUUUAUUCUUCAUUCUGAAAAGAAGAGAUUAUAGUAAACAAGUCUUUAUCUCCACAUAUGAUAGUGUUAUAAAUACUGUAAAAGCAUGGAAGGUGCAAAACUCAUUAUUUCUACAAUUGCAGCUAAGAACAUUAGGAUGAAUGCCUGGCUGCUUCUAGGAAUAUAAGAUGCCUCAAGCAUUAUUUAUAAUUUGAAUACUGUAGUUAUUUUUUGUUGUUGCUUGGCUUUUGAAUGAGUGAAAAUUGUUUUCUUUUGUGUAUUUAUACUUGUAUGUAUGAUUUGCAUGUUUCAAUGAUAAAGGGAUAAAACAGUAUACUGACAACUGUUUACAAGAAAGUGGAGGAAAAUGUACAUACAUUUUUGUAUGUUUAGAUAUUACCAUAAAUACUCAGGAUUGGAGCUGCUUGUAAGUAUAACAAUGUACAGAAUAACUUUAUUUUCUCUUGUCAGAGUCCAACACUAAUCUGAAACAAAGGUGGCACUUUUUCAUGUUAACCUUAAACUCUAGCCCUUACUGGAAGCCGCUGAAGAGAGGGACACUUCACUACCAGAUGGGUAUGCAGUGCCACAAGUGGGCCUUUACACUGUGAGGCACUCAGUUUUUGCCUUCAGAGGUCCUGACCAGAUUGGCCGCUGAAAUGGCCCCUAAUUCUCUGAAGGCUUGAAGAAGAAAAAAAUAAAGUUUACAUACUCUUGAUGUGAAGUGCAUUUAAAUGUCUGUUGGCUUAUUACAGUAUAAAACAGCUGUUAAUAAUUAUAUAGAUUACUGUGAUUUGAAAACUAAAUUCACAAAAACUUACAUAGUGAAGAAUUAGUAAGUUUUUCCUUGAACUUUAACACUACGUAUUUUAACAAUAAACAGGGAUCACUUUUCCUUUAGCAUUCAGAACGACACCAUAUUCUUAAAUACUCUCCUCCCCUGAAGCGUGUUUGUGUGUGAUGUCAUAUUUCUUUUUCAGGUAAAUGCAGUCUUCCUUAUAAAAAUGAAAUUAAACCUAUGCUCUCUUAAUUCUUUUAUAUUCUAACAAUAAAUAAAAAGAAAAGAUUACUGACUGUGCACUGUACCUGUAUUUAUAGCUUAUGGUUGCUAUCAGAAAGCUCUGUAGAAAAACAAAGAUCAGCCUCCAGGCAAACCACUAGCGGAGGUUUUACAUUUGUUUGCACAUCUCAGUAUACUCCUGUUAAGGUAAAGUUUGCACAGUCAUCUGACUCCUGAUUGAAUGAUAGACUUCAACUUGUAUAAGUUUUGUUUUAAAUACCAGUAGUAUGGCUCUUGUCUAUUGCUAAUCUUGACUUUAUUCUGUGGUAAAUCUUGGAGCUUUUGAGUAUCUUUGAGAUUGAUUGAAUUCAACUUACAUUGAACUGAAAACUGUCUUAAUUUUUCCGCUGUAAAUGAACUAUUUUUGUUACAAAGCCACUGAUAUGUGCACAAUUGUAACUUUACUCAAAUACUUUGUGGUUGUAAAUAAUAGAGUUUAAUCUGUGCUCUACUUUUAUUUAGCAGUUAUCUAAGAUAACUUUAUUAUUUCAUCAAUGUUAUUUGAAUUUGGGAUACUAGGAGCCUCCUUCUAGGGACUUUGCCUAGGUAGCAUGUCCUGACAUUUGUUCUUGUCUUGCAUAACAUUAGUAAUUUUGUCAUUAUAUGUAACUUUGUUGUUCUGUAUGGCAUAAUAUUGUAUCCAUAAACAUGGUAAUUUUGAUACAGUUAUACUUUUACAGUGGUACAUGAUCCAAGGACUAGUAUAGAAUUAAGCUGAGGGCAAGAUGAGGGAGGGAAUGGUUCUGUUCUUGGUGAUUUAGAUGUGAAACCUCUACAGAUCUAUCAUGUGAAACGACAUAGGGUGGUUGUGCUACUGUAUAAUUGGGGAUAAUUCCAGGAAUUUUAAUAAGAUUUUGUAAAGAAUAUCCAGAAAAGUAGUGAACUUAUUUUCAGUAUGACAUAGAAGACAAUGUGAAUAUUUAAGGUCUGUGACUAUAGUUAAACUUCACUAAGAAUUUGAAGAAUUGUUUUGAAAUGUGGGAAUAAAGGUAAUUUUGUUGAAUCUUUAUUGGUGCUAAUGAUGGACAGUUAAAAAGAUAGCUAGUAUAUAUUGUUAUGGUCAGUACUUACUAGUACUUCCAAAAUUGAAUUUGAAAUGCUAUGUAUUAACUUUUCACUCUGUAAAUGUAAUUCUUUACAAUGACUUUAUUUAUUAAAGGGCAGUCAGUUGUGAUUUUUACAGGAUUGUGUGAGCUAUUCAAACUCUUUAACCUCUGAACAGGAUAUUAAGCUUCCAAAACCACAAAGGUGAUUAAUGCAGAAAUCCUUUUAAGUUUCAUUGCCAUUAAACAAAAACUCUUAUAAUUCAUAUUACCAUGAGUUUGCUUCAACCAUCUUAUUUGCAUAAAAUAAUUCAUCGGCCUGGUCCCAUUAGGCUUUACCAAAGAAAAAGACUCAGAUGAAUGGACAUUACUGUGAGUCUUGUAAGUAGCCAUAAAUAAACCAAAAUAAUAUCAAAUUUAGAUAUGAAAUUCCACAUGUGCAAAGUACUGUUAAGGUGAUACAUUUUUUAUGAGAUUUUUUUUAAAUAUUUGAAAUAUUAAAAAGCAUUAUCUUUAAACAUCUUAUAAAAGAGUGAUUCAUUUUUAAGUUGUCUUUUCCCUAGAUUGCAGAUUUGUUACCUUUAUGCAGAAGCACAUUGCAAACAAAGGCUUUACGUCUACCUCUUUCGACUAGUUCUCCAAUAUUGAGCUGUGCCCCCUAAAUAUUUGCCUUAGCCACUUGAAAAUGUAAUUUCAGAACCAAAGCAAAGCAGUUUUCAGCGAAACAUUCUCAGAAAGCUACUUCACAAAACAGGUAUAAUAUGUUAGUGGUUAAGUACCUAUUAGUGGUUAAGACCUUGCAAAAAGUCAUAGCAUCCAUCCCAUGUUUCUCUUUAAAAGCAGCUGAGUUUGUACCUUCAUCUUCCCCCUGUGUGUGCAGAUUCAUUCAGGUUAUUCAGUCAUUUAAAGAAAACUUCUACCAAGAUACAUGGUAAGGAAUGUCAUGGGGUGAUGCUUCUGUUGCUGUGUACCGACAGCUCAUAAUUAGUAGGUUAACUGACCUUGUUGGCCUGUCUAUCCUCUGACCUAAAGAAAACAACUACUGUAGUUGGUGUGCUUCAGAGAACCAGUGUUAAGGAUUUCUAUUACCAAUACCUUGCCUUAAAAGGUUUUAAGCACAUACUCUUUUUAUAUUUGAAAUUUUAAAUUUUUAUUCCUUAACCAACCUUAGAAAUAAACCACUGCUUAUAUAUGCAUGAAUAUUAAACAAUAUGCCCACUUGAUUGAUUAGACAUGUUAGGGUUUUUCAUAUAUGAAACAGGAUUUAUUUUUUAGCAUGGUACCACCUGUAAAAGAAUACAGUUCUGUUAACUCACCAUCCUGUUUUUAUUUUUGUUUUUACCAUCCCCAGUUUUAUCUGAACAAACAGCAGUUUCUCACCUGCCAUUGUCCUUACCUUGCUAGGUGAUUGUUUAGGAUUUUUUGCUGGGAAAAAUUGCAAGUUAUUGUUAUGAAGGACCCUUGCUUUGUUAUUUCUCUUGAUUGAGCAGUCUUUCUCAUGGGAAGCAGUAGAUUCACUGACCACAGUUAUGCAGAUAAAAGGUCAACAAAUCCCAGCCUCUGGAGAAACUUGAAUUAACCAAAUUCAAGCCCAUUUAUUAGGCAGACUAAUUCAAACAUUUUUAUACUGGAAAAGCAGUAUAUUUUGUCCCUGUCCAGUUAGAGUAACAAGUUACAAUAUCAAUGUUAAUCUGAGAAUUCACACCUAAGUUUACAUCAGAAAUCAUUGGGCAAUUUGAUCAGCUGAUAGAGAUAUAAACUAAGAAGUUUGCUUUUUUUUUUUCAAUAUGCUGAGGAUUGAACACAGCUACUUCCCCAGACCUUUUUUUUAAAGACUGGGAUCUUGCCAAGGAUCAUUGCCCGGGAUGGGCACAAACACUUGAUCUUCCUGCUUCAGCCUCCCACAGUGCUGGGAUAACAGGUGUGUGCCACCAUACCUAGCAAAAAUUUGCUUAUUUUAUUAAAAAUUUGUCUGAAACAUCUGUCUUUACAACCAAGAUGAUCUUGCCAGUGGAACUGAAAUGCUCUUAAGUAUUUUAACAUGCUUUCAUUUAUUUCAGUGUCAAUUUGGGACCAGCUUGCUUUUUCUUCUGUGACUCCUUUUUCUGUUGCAUAACUUGCCAUCAUCUGUUCUGCCUGCCAUAUUCUUUCAAUGGGUUGGUAACCAAGAUAUUAAAGGUUGCAUGGCUAGGAGCAGUUCUUGUCUUAUAAAGGUAACUUAACCUAUUUGCUUUGAUCCAUUAAUCUCAAAAGUAAAUUCCUGAGGCUAAUUUUUAUUUCCAAGUAUUGAGCAGAAACCUUGUUUAAAAGCCUAUGUGUUGCCAUUUCUAUUUAGUAGUUUAAUUUGACUUGCCUAUUAAGUACUGAGACCAUUCUUAGUGAUGAGUACAAUUCUAUUUUUUAGGAUGUGUGUUUUCAAGCAGCUUCAUUUGGUUAGAAUACCUCACAAAUACUGUGUUGUGAACAGUGAUUGGAAUUCUGUUUUCUAAAUGUACUCAGAACCCCCAAGGACAACUGAAUGGGAUGUUUGCUAAUAGAAAAUCCAGAACAGGCAUAUGUGUGUACUACCAUGAAUUAGUCUGAAUUUGAGCUUCUCCUAUAUAAGAAAUUAUUAAUAAAAUUUGUUUAUUAACAACAUAAAUUCAAGCCUCUAACAUAUCUUGUUAACAUGAGUUAGGUGUAACUUAUAGUCCCUAGAAAAAUGUGGGAAACCUGGUUUCUAAUAUAAUUGACUCUUUAUCCUAGUAACACAUAUCAUCAGGGUACAGCUUCUCGGAUUAAUUGAUUCACAAAAUUUUUUCCACAAUUCUGGUUGAAAAACAAAUUGAACGAGAACAAAAUCAAAUUUCAGUGUCAGCAUUGAACCCAACCAUUGAAUUUGAUUCAGUUCUCAUGCAGUUUGGCGUGUAACCAGAAUCAUGGGAAGAAUUAAGUUCGUGAACCAAGGCACCACUGUGUAUGGUCAAAUUCCAAUCUUAGCCCUAGUGCUUAAUAGAAGAUUGACCUUGGAUGAAUUAUUUGAUUUUUGUACCUUCAUUUCCUUCCCUAUAAACUUGCAUUACUAGUACAUUCCCUUUUAAUAUCCUUCCUGUCUCCAACCUCCCUCCCCUCCGCACACAUUUUCCUGUAUCUUCCACUUGAAAGAAAAUGAAAGCUAAUUGCAAUAACUUUAGUAAAAGAUGCAAAAGUUAUCUCAAAAAUGUAUUCAUUUAAGCCUAGAUGUAAAUAAAUUCUUUAAAUCACAUUAAGAGAUUAUGUUGGUAACAACAGUAAGGGCUUUUUCUAUAGUACAGUACUGUAGUUUUUGCUGACUGUACUGUACAGUACAGUACUAUAAUUUUAUGUUCUGUUAUACAUUAUAGUACUCCAUGUAAGAAUUGUGCAAAUAAAAGUGAAGUCAUCAA
Messenger RNA from Heterocephalus glaber (naked mole-rat), 10230 nucleotides. The record is from RefSeq and is a predicted model, not a curated record. Lineage: Eukaryota; Metazoa; Chordata; Mammalia; Rodentia; Bathyergidae.